This is a messenger RNA of Mercenaria mercenaria, 1995 nucleotides long. RefSeq names its product potassium channel subfamily K member 16-like. Lineage: Eukaryota; Metazoa; Mollusca; Bivalvia; Venerida; Veneridae. The transcript has 5 exons. Gene Ontology annotation, biological process: potassium ion transmembrane transport; stabilization of membrane potential. Gene Ontology annotation, molecular function: potassium ion leak channel activity. Gene Ontology annotation, cellular component: membrane. Bases 525 to 1625 code for a protein of 366 amino acids. The record is from RefSeq and is a predicted model, not a curated record.
UUCUCUGCUAAAUGAAUAUGUAUUAAUUAAUAUUUCUUUUAUAUAACCUCUUUGCUGAGGAAAACAAAUGAAUCAUGGCUCGUGCGCCCCGCGUCACGGAGAGAAAGGAUACAUAUUUCUUUGAACGAUCAUGACGUAUCCUCUUCAUUACCAGCGCAUUAUUGAAUAUAACCGUCAGUUAGAACUAACAUAGGAUAACAUGCGGAUUAAUCAUGGAAUAUUAUACUUUAAACUUCACUUCCAUUUUUUUUUUCGGAAUAUGAUGAAACCAAAUGAGUGUUUUAAGGGAAAACAAUCCGUUGAUUGAAAACUUCUAUAUCAUGUUUUAUAGGUGUACAGAAUGAAAAUUUUACUGGAGGAUCUUUUGUACACAGGCUAAUUCAGAGAUUGGUACUUCAAAGAAAUACCCCCAAAGAAUUACAUAUCUUUUUAAGAAUGGACGCGCUAGUGCAACAGUAAAACAUGCUAAGUUGACGUGAUUUUUUGUUUGUUUUGUGGUCAUAAAACAUACAACAAUAGCAGCAAUGGAAUCGUCUGCGAUGUCAUGGAAACGUCUGCUGCCCCUAAUAGUGGUUGUUGCGGCCUAUCUGUGUCUGGGGGCACUUGUGUUCCAACUGCUCGAAGGAGAACCGGAAAUGCAACGCCGGAAAGACCUUAGAGACAUGAUUAGAAACUUCAUUGAUAAUCAUACUUGUUUAACUGGGGAAGAACUCAACAGUUUUAUUGACCAGAUCAGCGGUGAGACGGAAUUUACCCAAGGGACACUUCAGAAUAAGAGUGUCUCCACGCGCUGGGACUUCACGGGGGCGUUUUCAUUUGUUGUCACUGUUGCAACAACCAUUGGUUACGGUAACAUGGCACCUCACACAGAGAUUGGCAAAGUGAUAGUGAUCGCCUACGCGCUUAUUGGCAUUCCAUUGACAUUCUUGAUGUUACAGGGCCUUGGCCAACAACUAACCCUGCUGUCAAACAAGGUCAACAACCUGAAACUUUGCUCAAAGAGGCCCGACCUGAACAAGUAUCUCAACAUGGUUAUCAUCAUCCUAAUCGGCGUCUCUCUACUGUUUGUCGGCCCUACUUUUUUGUUUAUGAACGUCGAGGGAUGGCGCAUGAUGGACGCCAUAUAUUAUUGCUUUGUUACACUGUCUACAAUAGGAUUUGGCGACUUCAUUCCAGCAUUGUCAGAGAAUCGGUUUACAGGGCGUGGCGAAGCAGGGACCAUAUACCGUAUUGUAGCAUAUGUGUGGAUACUGUUUGGACUGGCCUAUGUUGCCCUGAUAAUCAGUUAUAUUUCCGGUGUUCUCGUCAAGAAAGCUGAAAAAGUUCAGCAAAUGAGUAGAGCGAAAAUAGAGAACGAAAUCAAACAACUACAGAAGGAGCUUGUCAAAACUAAGUCCAACAUAUUUACGUUAGCAAGUAAUGUUGCUGAUACAGUUACUACGGGGAUAGAAGGGGCCAGGAAAUCUUUAGAGAGUGAGCUAGAUUCAAACCACGUGAUCGUUGAAAAUCUGGAUGUACCACAAGACAGACAAACGCGCAGUGCGCAAAAUAGUCCCUUUCGACAUAAAAAGCAGGCACCGGGACCGGUAGAACUAUUGUCAUACAGACGAAAAAGUUUGUCUUGACGGUUGUCGUCGUCGGCGGCGGCAAGCACAAAACGAGCAUUAUGAUAUUUAUUGUUUACAUAUGAUCAAAAUAUCUGUUAAAACAGUUGUUAUGAGACUGUUCUUGAAAACAUACAUUGAACUCGACAUUAAAGAUAUAGGGCACCAUUUACCGAUCAUUUAACUCAAAGUGGUCAUAUGGUUGGAACAUUGCUUGUGUUUCAGUUGCGUACGAUUCACUAAUGGAAAUGUUAAUAAGAUAACAUUUAUGUUUUGAACUUCAUAUGUUAGCAGUAUCUGGUUUUCCGGCUUAAAGUUCAGGAACACUUUCAGUAAGUGUGAAAAUUGUGCAGGAAUGAAAUCAAAGUUUGGUUUAACUAAAAUAUGUAUA